CCAUUGAAAAUCAUUUGCAAGGAGUUAAGGUAUCCUUAUCAGAGUCUGAAUCUAAAGGGAAUCUCUUACUGAGGUUUCACAUUCCCCUUUUUUUAGUUUACUUGCGGCCUUUCCACCCUUUUAAUUUCUAUAUUCUUCUUUGUCGUUUGUUAUUUUCCUUGAAUCUGCACGUAUCUCAGCUUUGCUUUAGCACAAUUCUCUGAGUCACAGUUUCUUGCCAUUAAACUGGUUAAGGAUUUUGCAGGCACUGCAUCUCUGAUAUAUCUACCAAUUGAGAGGAUCAUUUGUAGUGGUUUGAAAAUGUAUGUGGUGGAAAGCAAAGGAGGUGCCAUUGCCUGUAUGCUUCUGGCAUUGUUCUUUUUAGGCACAUGGCCUGCUAUUAUGACGCUACUCGAACGUCGAGGUCGUCUUCCUCAACAUACUUACCUUGAUUAUACAAUGACAAACCUCUUGGCUGCUGUUAUUAUUGCUUUAACAUUUGGUGAAAUUGGCAGCAGCACUCCUGAGAAACCCAAUUUUAUUGCUCAACUAUCUCAGGAUAACUGGCCUUCCAUUUUGUUUGCGAUGGCCGGCGGGGUGGUUCUCAGCCUUGGGAAUUUGUCUACACAGUAUGCAUGGGCUUUUGUUGGUCUAUCAGUGACAGAAGUGAUCACUGCAAGCAUUACAGUUGUUAUAGGCACAACCUUGAAUUACUUCUUGGAUGACAAGAUCAACAGAGCUCAAAUUCUUUUCCCGGGCGUCGGUUGCUUCUUGAUUGCUGUUUGUCUCGGAUCAGCUGUUCACUCAUCAAAUGCUGCAGAUAAUAAAGCAAAACUUAAAGGGGCUGGAUAUUCCCCCACAUCGAAUGGGGCAAUCACAAAUGAGGAACUAAGGAAUCUGGAGAAGGGGAGCGGUAUUAUAGAGGAGGCAAAGGCCGGAACUGCGGAAUUCCUUUUAGAGCUCGAGAAACGGAGAGCGAUUAAGGUGUUUGGGAAGAGCACUAUAAUUGGUUUAUCCAUAACUUUCUUUGCUGGUGUUUGCUUCUCUCUAUUCUCUCCAGCUUUCAACUUGGCAACAAAUGAUCAAUGGCACACUUUGAAGGAAGGGGUUCCACACUUGGUUGUCUAUACCGCAUUUUUCUACUUUUCGGUCUCUUGUUUCGUGAUCGCCCUCAUCCUUAACAUCACCUUCCUCUACCUCCCUGUAUUAGACCUACCGAGAUCAUCGUUCAAGGCUUACAUCAAUGACUGGAAUGGCAGAGGCUGGGCACUUUUAGCUGGGUUGUUGUGCGGGUUCGGGAAUGGUCUCCAGUUCAUGGGAGGCCAAGCUGCAGGGUAUGCAGCUGCGGAUGCUGUGCAGGCACUUCCACUUGUGAGCACAUUUUGGGGCGUACUAUUGUUUGGAGAAUACCAAAAAUCGUCGCGGAGAACAUACGUAUUACUUUUCGGGAUGUUGUUUAUGUUCAUUGUAGCUGUUGGUGUUCUAAUGGCAUCGUCAGGGCAUCGAAAAUGAGCAUUGCAGGAAGCUUUUGAGUGAUCAAAAUAAGUUAUUGCAUUGCACAUAAACUCAGGGCUUGAUGAAACAACUCAAAACAGAUGCUGAUAUUCAUGUCCAUAGAUUGUUCAUUGUAUUUGUGGAAAAAUACAAAAGAAUUAUUAAAAGAAAUAAUAAAAAAAAGCAAAAGCAGACAGGGAGCAUUGCUUAUGAAGAUUGUGGAGAGGGAUGGGCUUAAAACAAUGUUGUAAAAUAAACAUACACAAAAUACAGCCUUCCUCAAACUUUACUGUCAUUUAUGUUUUUUCAUUUUUUCCCAAGUAUGGUUUUUUUUUAAAUGAAAUUAUUAUAUUCACA
Gossypium raimondii (Peruvian cotton) is the source of this 1830-nucleotide messenger RNA. RefSeq names its product ureide permease 1. The record is from RefSeq and is a predicted model, not a curated record. Gene Ontology annotation, molecular function: uracil:monoatomic cation symporter activity; allantoin:proton symporter activity. Gene Ontology annotation, cellular component: membrane. Gene Ontology annotation, biological process: nitrogen compound transport. Bases 301 to 1491 code for a protein of 396 amino acids. NCBI's taxonomy places the organism in Eukaryota, Viridiplantae, Streptophyta, Magnoliopsida, Malvales, Malvaceae. The transcript is spliced from 8 exons.